Papilio xuthus (Asian swallowtail) is the source of this 1451-nucleotide messenger RNA. Its product is annotated as protein-lysine N-methyltransferase EEF2KMT. Lineage: Eukaryota; Metazoa; Arthropoda; Insecta; Lepidoptera; Papilionidae. Bases 35 to 1030 code for a protein of 331 amino acids. Gene Ontology annotation, cellular component: protein-containing complex. The record is from RefSeq and is a predicted model, not a curated record. The transcript is spliced from 5 exons.
UUUAAAAUUAAUAAAAAUCUUGAAUUUUCAUACCAUGGCUGAUGAUAACAAAAACAUAAAAUACGAUGUAGUACAUAAACUCGUGAAGAACUUUCUUAUGGGAAACUUGAAAUAUGAAUUAUCUAAAGAUGAAGUAAAUGAAUUAUCUUUAGACAAUCAAGAAAUAUUUAUGCAAUUAACAAUUCAUAGCUCUCUUUACAAAAAGUAUCCCUUAAAAUUUGAGUUUUGUAGAUUGUUUUUUAAGAAACUAAUUAAAUAUUUGGAGCAAUAUUCUGAAGUUCAUGAUGAUAUGUAUGAAUUUAUAUGUUCUCUGAUGAAAAUAAAAAAUGAGGAAAAUAAAUUUUCCUAUAGACAUUAUAUUAUUGCAAAUAAUUUAAUAGAUAUUAUUACAAUAAAAGAAACAAAUAACAUGGUUAUUAAUGGGACAACUGGUAUGAAAACUUGGGAGGCUGCUAUAAUGCUAUCAGAUUGGAUACUAUGUAAUAAAGAAUUGUUCUAUAACCGAAGAAUACUGGAACUAGGUUCAGGGGUUGGCUUUACAGGAAUUACUGUUGGCAAAUUCUGUAUGCCAAAAUCUAUAACAUUAACUGAUUGCCACAGUGAUGUCCUUGAUUUACUCGUAGAGAAUAUUGCAAUUAACUUUUCAGACUUACAAAAAACUGCGACUUCACAAUAUCACAGUUUUAAGAAUGAUCAGAAAGUAAUAGAUGUAACAAAGUUAGAUUGGCACUGCCCGGAAGAUAUAAAUGAUAAUUAUUACCCAGAUAUUGUGAUUGGUGCUGAUAUAGUUUAUGACCCAUCAAUACUGCUUCCUCUUUGUAAUGUUUUAAAUAAAUUUUUCAAUAGAAAUCCUCAGUUACAAGUGUAUAUUGCAAGUAUUAUAAGGAAUGAAGAGACUUUUAAUCAAUUUUUAAAAGUAUUAGAUAAUAUUAAUGUUGCAGUUGAUAAGGUGAUUCCAACGGAAUGUGUCUUUUUGAAUUGGAAUCAAGAAAUGAAAAGGUGUAUAUUGAAAAUAAGAAAAAAUGUAUGACAUUUUAUAUUAUAUUAGUAAUUGUAAUAAUUUGUUUAAUACAGUUUUUAUUGUUUUUGCCUAGGCAUUAAUUCAUUUAAAGUUUUAAGUUGUAGUAGUAUACAGGUGGAACAACCGCUGUUCCUAAAUUAGUUUCAAUUUAGGAUUAUUAUUAAAAGUAGCAAUUUUCAUAUUCAAACUGGAACUACAGUAAGUCAGGCCGCCUUUGUCCAUUCCUUAACCACUCACUACUCUACUCUCCCGGGAAGUUAUAAUUUUGUUAUUCUCAUUGAUUGUGUACAAUUCGAAAUUUUACAUUACUCUUUUUGUUUAAAUUCAUCUCGAGCUAGAUUGUUGUGAAUCUAAAUAAAAUUAAUAUAGGACUUAUUUAAUUGAUAGUUUUUAUAAAGAUAGGUUUCCGGACAAGCACCAUUUGUCAAUG